Messenger RNA from Triticum turgidum subsp. durum (durum wheat), 642 nucleotides. Lineage: Eukaryota; Viridiplantae; Streptophyta; Magnoliopsida; Poales; Poaceae. The record is from the annotation of a GenBank genome assembly.
AUGAAGCUGAAGCAGCUGGAGGGCCUCCUGGGGGGCCUGACCCAGUUCUCCGACCCCAAGGUGGAGCUGGAGCAGUACGCGACGGGCCCCCACAUCGCGUCGAGGAUGCUCUACACGGCUGAGAACAGCUUCGAUAACAUAGCUGGUAAAGUGGUGGCUGAUUUUGGGUGCGGCUGUGGUACCCUGGCUGUCGCGAGUGCUCUGCUGGAUGCCGAGCAUGUCGCUGGUAUUGAUAUUGACCUCCAGUCCCUUGAACUUGCUCAAGAAAAUGCUACUGAUCUGGAGCUGGAUAUCGACUUAAUUCAGUGUGACAUAAAGAACUUAAAUUUAAAAGGGCUUCUUGUCGACACUGUUGUCAUGAAUCCUCCCUUUGGGACAAAGCGAAAAGGAGCUGACAUGGAAUUCCUUUCUAUGGGCUUGAAGGUUGCAUCUCAAGCUGUCUAUUCUCUGCACAAGACUUCUACGAGAGAAUACAUCAAGAAGGCAGCCCUGCGAAAUUGCAACGCAAUCAGUGCUGAAGUUCUGUGUGAGCUGCGCUAUGAUCUACCUCGGACCUACAGGUUCCACAAGCAAAAGGAGCUCGAUAUCGCAGUCGAUCUGUGGCGCUUUGUCCCACAAGCUCGAGACGAAAGGGAAAGCUAG